Anopheles coustani is the source of this 5333-nucleotide messenger RNA. It is a transcript of the gene jar, whose product is annotated as myosin heavy chain 95F. Gene Ontology annotation, molecular function: ATP binding; microfilament motor activity; actin filament binding. The transcript is spliced from 15 exons. Lineage: Eukaryota; Metazoa; Arthropoda; Insecta; Diptera; Culicidae. Gene Ontology annotation, biological process: vesicle transport along actin filament; actin filament organization; endocytosis. Gene Ontology annotation, cellular component: myosin complex; cytoplasm; endocytic vesicle. The record is from RefSeq and is a predicted model, not a curated record. The coding region runs from base 837 to 4619 and encodes 1260 amino acids.
AAUUACAUCACCAUAACAUUACUUUAAACGUAGAGAAAGAGUGAAAGGACUACGGAAGGAAAGUUUACACGAAACAGCUCUCUGCCCAAGCCGGCAUCGGGUAUGCUGCGGCGAGCAGGCAGCGUAUUUCGGGCUUCCUCUGUUUGACCGUGGCAACGAAACAACAGUUAAGCAAAAAAACUUAGGAUAAAACAACAAGCCGAGAAAGAAAUUUGCCAUUUCCGUCAGUAGACCGUGCGCGGAACAGCACCGCUUCCCUUCGAAAGGUUUCCGGGUGUUGUUUCGCUGCGGUACGCAAGUUUUGUGUGUGUGUGCGCGCGCCCCCCGUUGGUCCGUGUAGGUGGCUGUAUGUACCGUACGUGUGCUGCAUCAACGUUUGUGACCAACGCUCCCAUCCCUGGCUAGCAAUCAACCCGCCAACACACAACUAGCACGCACGCAAUUGUUCGACUCCAACUGGCCACCGACAGCUAGGUCCGGGAGAGCUUAGCGGUGGCAGCGAACCAGCAUACCUCACCGGUUGCUACGAUUGGCGGUGGCACCUAGCAACGGUGAAACGGACAGAUUCGUGGGCACUUGGAUGCAUUGAUCAUUAUACCACGAAAGGAAACAUUCACGUGACAGCCAGUGCUUUGUGGAACGUCGUGGGGCUUCUGCCUACGAAAGGUUGAAGAGAAGGGGGUCCGUUCGAUCGACCAGAGCUUGCGCGGCUGGUGCACCGCGCCACACUAUCAACCACACAACUAUCCUCUCAACCUCCAUUCCAUCCAUCAUCAACCUGGCCGAUUAUAAAGUUUCGUUUUUUGUUUAUGAAAUUGGCAGCAAACAACUAAAAGAUGUUGGACUCUCAGCUCAUCUGGUUUCGAGACAUACAGGAUGGCUACAUUCAGGGGCGGAUCAGCGAGAUCGGCUCCACCGAGUACGAGGUCCAGCCGGUCGACGAAAAGCUGCCGAAGCGCAGCUGCAUUCCGGAGGACAUCUUUCCGUCCUGCGAACGACCGUCGGAUAACGAUGACAACUGCGAAUUGAUGUAUCUGAAUGAGGCGACGCUGCUGGACAACAUCCGUAACCGAUAUUUUAAGGACAAGAUUUAUACAUACGUGGCGAACAUCCUGAUUGCCGUGAAUCCGUACAAGGAGAUACCGGAUCUUUACUCUAAAGUGACGCUGAAACGCUAUAGCGGCAAAUCGAUCGGUGAACUACCGCCACACGUGUACGCCAUCGCUGACAAAGCGAUCCGCGAUAUGCGCGUCCUGAAGCUGUCUCAAUCGAUCAUCGUCUCAGGCGAAUCCGGUGCGGGCAAGACGGAAAGCACCAAGUAUUUGUUGAAGUUCCUGUGUGACGCGGUGGCCACAGCUGGCCCCAUCGAACAAAAGAUUCUCGAUGCCAACCCGAUCCUGGAAGCGUUCGGCAACGCAAAAACAACACGCAACAAUAACAGCUCGCGCUUCGGCAAGUUCAUCGAGGUGCACUACGAUCGCCAGUGCCAGGUGGUGGGUGGGCACAUCUCGCAUUAUCUGCUAGAAAAAAGCCGCAUCUGCACGCAGGGCGCCGACGAGCGCAACUACCACGUGUUUUACAUGCUUUGCGCCGGCGCCCCGCCAGCCCUGCGCGAAAAGCUCGAUCUCACGAAGCCGGACGACUACCGCUACCUGGGCGGGUGCACGCAAUACUUCACGCACCCGCACACCGAGUCACGCAUUCCAGCCGGCUAUAAGUCGCGUGUGCACAUCAGCAAGGGACCGUUGAAGGAUCCAAUCCUGGACGACCACGACGACUUUCACCAGCUCGAUCAGGCCCUCGGGCGGCUAGGGUUGGGCGAUGCAGAGCGCAUGCAGAUCUACUCGCUGGUGGCUGCCGUCCUGCAUCUCGGAAACAUCAGCUUCGAGGAAAACCCGGAGGAUAUGAACGGCGGUUGCCGGAUUACGCAGGACUCGCAGUCGUCCCUCGUCGUGACAGCGCGCCUGAUCGGCGUCGAUCCGUCCGAGCUGCGCCAGGCGCUCAUGUCGCGCGUGAUGAAGAGCAAGGGCGGCGGCAUCAAGGGCACAGUCAUCAUGGUGAUGCUUAAAGUGUACGAAGCAAACAAUGCUCGCGACGCGCUCGCCAAGGCACUCUACUCCAAGUUGUUCGACCACAUCGUGUCGCUCAUCAACCGAAGCAUUCCCUUCCAGGCCUCGAGCUACUACAUUGGCGUGCUCGACAUCGCCGGUUUCGAGUACUUCACGGUCAACUCGUUCGAGCAGUUCUGCAUCAACUACUGUAACGAGCGGCUGCAGAAAUUUUUCAACGAUAACAUCCUAGCCGCCGAGCAGGUUUUGUACGCUCGCGAGGGUCUCAACGUGCCGGAAAUCAAGUAUACGGAUAACCAAGACAUUAUCGAACUGAUUGAAUCGAAGGCAAAUGGUAUCUUUACACUCCUGGACGAGGAAUCGAAACUGCCCCGUCCGUCAUAUUCGCACUUCACCACUGAGGUGCACGCCGCUUGGAACGGCCACUAUCGGCUGUCACUCCCGAGGGCAUCCCGCCUGAAGGCGCACCGUUCGCUGCGCGAUGAUGAAGGAUUCCUCGUGCGCCACUUUGCCGGUGCCGUAUGCUACAACACGCACCAAUUCAUCGAAAAAAACAAUGAUGCUCUCCAUGCGUCGCUGGAGGGUCUCGUGCAGGAGUCGGAAAAUCCGCUCCUGAACACGUUGUUCACCGGAGGCGCUGGGGGCCGGCCAGCGGCAAAUGUCGGCAAGCUGGCGUUCAUUUCCGUCGGCUCGAAGUUCAAAUCCCAGCUGGGCGAGCUGCUCGAGAAGCUGCGCAGCAACGGCACCAACUUCAUUCGCUGCAUCAAACCAAACAGCCGCAUGAUCGACCACGAGUUCGAGGGCAGUCUCGCGCUAGCCCAGCUGAAGUACUCUGGCACCAACUCUGUGCUGGAGCUGAUGGAGUACGGAUACCCGUCGCGUGUGCCCUUCAAUGAGCUGCACAGCAUGUACCGCAGCUACCUACCACCCGAGCUCGCGCGUCUCGAUCCGCGCACGUUCUGCGAGGCGAUGUUGAUGGCGCUCAAGCUCAACUCGCACGAUUUCAAGUUCGGCAUUACGAAAGUUUUCUUCCGGCCCGGCAAGUUCGUCGAGUUUGAUCGCAUUAUGCGCUCGGACCCGGAGAACCUCCGCGCGAUCGUAGUGAAGGUGAAGAAGUGGCUGAUUCGCUCGCGAUGGAUCAAGUCGGCGUUCGCUGCCAUCUGCGUCAUCAAACUGAAAAAUCGUAUCAUCUUCCGCAACAAAUGCGUGGUGCUGCUGCAAAAGACGAUCCGCGGCUGGCUGGCUCGGAAGCAGCAUCAACCGCGUUAUCGUGGUAUCGCCAAGAUCCGCGCGGUCGAGCAAAACCUUGGCAAGAUGCACACGAUCGCCGACCAGCUGAAGGCGGACCGUGAGAAGAUGCAGGUCAACAUCCGCACGCUGCAGGCUUCGCUGCUGGCCGCGAUCGAGCGCAUUCGGGGCGACCCGAAGAUGACGGCGGACGCCAUCGACGCGCAGUAUGCGACCAUAAUGCGCAACCUGGACGCUAACAUGAAGCUAAUCAACGCACGGCUGGAAGAGCAGCGUAAUGCCGAGGAGCAGGAGAAGCUCAACAAGAUCAAGCUCGCCCUCGAGGCUGAGCGACGCGCCAAGGAGGAGGCCGAGCGCCGCCAGCGCGAGGAAGAAGAAACGCGUAAAAAGAAAGCAGAGAUAGAGGCACGCCGUAAGGAGGAGGAAGCCAAGCGCGUCCGACAGGAAGACGAGGAUCGUAUGGCAGCCUUAGCCCUACAGGCCCAGCUGGUGAAAGAAGCUCAAGAGGACAUCCAGUACCGACAGCUGUUGGAGCAGGAGCGACGCGACCACGAGCUCGCCCUUCGUCUGGCACAGGAAUCGAACGGGCAGGUUGAGGAAAGCCCGCCUGCGCUGAGAAACGGUACGCCAGAGGUCACGCCAUUGGGCAACGCAAACCGAUUGAUAAGAUCGGAAGCGAUUCGCGCACAACAGCAGCUGGUCGAGAAGCAGAAGCACGACCUGUCGAAAUGGAAGUACUCGGAGCUGCGGGACGCAAUCAACACCAGCUGCGACAUCGAGCUGCUGGAAGCGUGUCGACACGAGUUCCACCGUCGCCUGAAGGUGUACCACGCCUGGAAGACCAAGAACCGCAAGCGCACGACGAUGGAUGAGAACGAGCGGGCACCGCGUAGCGUCAUGGAAGCUGCUGCGCGCACCCAGCCACGCCUUACGCCGAAGCAGGAGAUUGUUCCGACCGGCAGCGUCCAUCGGUACUUCCGCAUCCCGUUCAUCCGGUCGGGCAACGGAGGCGGGCAGGAGAGUGGCGGUACCGGCAUUUCGUCGGCUGAUGACAGCAACAAACGAGGCUGGUGGUUCGCCCACUUCGACGGGCAGUACGUCGCGCGCCAGAUGGAGCUGCACGCGGACAAGCCGCCCAUCCUGCUGGUAGCGGGCAAGGACGACAUGCAGAUGUGUGAACUUAGCCUGGAGGAGACCGCCCUGACGCGGAAGCGCGGUGCCGAGAUACUUGAGCAUGAGUUCAACCGCGAAUGGGAGCAACACGGUGGCAAACCCUACAGCCGCAUGUCUGCCCGGAAGUAGUCAUUCGCACAGACAGCUGGCGAGGCAUGCGUCGGUACGGGUCGCACCAUGAUUCCACGCGUCAAGCGUGUGUCAAUCCAACACCACCACCAUGCGACUGCCCUGCCUUGCUGCAUGGAUUUAUUCUCCAUAAGAAGCCUUUUUAUCUUCCUGUUCCAUUCCAAUCAGUAUUUUGCUGUAUUUUGCGUUGGAUUUCACUUUGCGGAUGGAAAAUUAUUAUUAUUAUUAUUAUUACUAUGAGUAAUCACGCACUAGCGUCUAGUAGUCCAUGUGCCCGAUGUAGUGCACGUUUAGUUUCUUAUUCGUAUGAAUACGACCGCAGAAAUGCUUCCAGACCACAUAGCGCUAUCAAUAGCCCAUUUACACCUGUCAACGUAUGCCUGUAAGACGCAUAUGACUAUGAUUAAAAAAGAAGGUCUACAUCCUACAUCACAUUACACGUAAAUUGUUUUAGCAUUCCGUUGCCCCCGUUUUUCUUGCCUUGCCCCCCGCUUUAUAAUCCAUCUGCCUUUUUCUAACUCUUAAACCUCAUUCGCGAAUGGUGCUCGACGUAUAGUUUGGUAUGCGCCAACGUUUACUCGACGUUGUCCCUUCAAAUCCGUUUCAUUCCUCAAAGCCCCGUUCUCCGUACUUUUCUCAAAGAACUAUCUUUGGUGUAUUUGAUCGGUGUUGUGUCUUAUUUUGGUGCCUUUUUGGUAGAGAGCUAGAAACGAA